Penaeus chinensis is the source of this 2316-nucleotide messenger RNA. RefSeq lists its product as uncharacterized. The record is from RefSeq and is a predicted model, not a curated record. Bases 188 to 1384 code for a protein of 398 amino acids. Gene Ontology annotation, cellular component: nucleus. Gene Ontology annotation, molecular function: DNA-binding transcription factor activity, RNA polymerase II-specific; RNA polymerase II transcription regulatory region sequence-specific DNA binding. The transcript is spliced from 3 exons. NCBI's taxonomy places the organism in Eukaryota, Metazoa, Arthropoda, Malacostraca, Decapoda, Penaeidae.
GUAGUCAGAUUUUGGUAUAUUCUAUUCUCCGAGAACUAUUCUAUCUUCAAAAAUAUUCUGUAAGUGAAUAGAGACGUGUCAGAGAAUAUUUAGAGCUACAUGGGGAGGUGAAGAGACAAUAUACAGUCUUGUUAAGUACUGACUUUGACCGCCUUGUUGACUCUCGGGUUAUCUAGGCUCCUACAAGAUGGCGGAUUACUCGGCUAUCGAUUUCUCAGAAAUUGACGAGCUUUGCAACUUUGUGGAUGGUAAGGGAGGAAGCAAGUUCAAUUUGUUUGAUAUAGAUGAAGGCGUAGAGAUCAAUGCUGGCAUCCCGAGCCAUGGCCUCAUGGACGACGAUGCCAUGCUGGCUGUGGACUCCAGCAAUGCCCUGAUCAUGGGCGAUCCUCUGCUCAAUGCUUUUGACCAGAAUGAGUUGCUCGAGCUUCAGUCAGCAUCACCUAGUCACAACCCCGAGACUCUCAUGCCAGUUUCCCUUCCAGCGGACUCUCCACAUCGACUCCACGCCAUCUCUCCACCUGCCAGCCCAGACAGCUUGCCUGCUGUGUCUGACUCUCCUACUACAGUCGAAGCAGGGAGCAAGGGAGACGGUGCAGCGACCAAUGCCACACCAGCUCAGGAGCCAGUACGUAUUAUUGUGAAAACCAAGAAGAACACAGGAGAGAUGGUGGCACCAUUGUCGCUCCCCCAGCCGGCUCACAACCUUGUCAGGAUCCCCAAGUCAGGGUCGACAACCCAUCUGGCUCGCUUGAGGACACUCCGUACUGGUGGUAAGCUUGGUCCGACAGUUACAGGCACACGUAUCCUUGGGACUACAGCGCCAACAGUUACACGUAUCCCAGUGACUGUCCGCAAAAUACUUCCACCCAGUUCACAGCAGCCCUCUGAACCAGAUCGAAAAAGGUUGUGUGUUACACCAGGAACGGCAUCGGCAGAUGAUGAAGUAGAUGAAGCGCUGCCUUUCAGGUCCCUGCGAGUGAGGAACAAUUCAGAAUCUUCCAUUGGAUCUCAAGCAUCAACCAGCAUUGGAAUGAAGAGAAAGGCUUAUGAACUUGAUCCUUUGGAAGACCCAGAGAUGGAAAGAUGUCGUCGUAAUGCAGUUAAUGCCAAGCGGAACAGGGAACAAAAAAAGGCACAGCUGGCAGAGUUGGAGCGCACAGUGGAGAGCGUCAGUCGGGAACGCGAUCAGCUGGCAGGGGAGAAUGAGAGUCUCAGGGAAGCUAAAAUGAAGCUUGAACAGCAAGUGAAGCACCUAAGUAAUAUCCUCAAGAACCAAUCAAAGCUUUCUGAAGUGAUCAGCAAGUUGGGAAUGACAAGUGUUGUGCUAGGUGAAAUGACCACAAGUGCUGAAGAAGAAGUGGUCUCAAGUGCCAGCGGGAGGUGACUGGACUGGGCGGCAGCAGUUUCACGGAACAGGUGGGACGGGAUCCCCUGAUCCCUAAAAGGGACAGGGACCCAACCUAACCGCACCGUUUUAGCCCCCUGCCACCAUCCUCCCCUCUCUUGCACCAUCGCUGGCUACCAGCAGCUGCAAUCACCCCUAAAGUUAAGUAUUGAUGGUGAGUGUGCUACGCUUAGCCAUGUAGAUUUGUCAAGCUUAACAUUUUGUCAUUAUCAUUGUUUUAUAAUGGAUUCCUCCAGUGAUUACUAUAAAUUAGCUUAUUGAAUAUCUAAAGGGCCUUUAAGGAGUCAUUGUACAGGAUUAUGGUGUGCAUUGUGUUUGAGAAUGAAAUCCUAUUACACAUUUUUGUGUCUGGAACUGACAGUACUUCAUGUUAUAUAUGUAUGUAUGUAUAUAAGUUGGAAAGUUGUAAACCAAUUGAAUAGAGAAUUUAACAUACCAUGAAGGGCCAGGUAAUCAUUGGAAGAGUUUACAUGUUCAAUUGUAGCUCCCUGAAUUUUCCAAUCAUUGAAUUUCAUAUUUGUUUUUAUUUUUUAUUUUAUUUAUUUAUUUUUUUCUAACUCCUGAUGACUGAAGCAGGAUGGCGUUGAUUUGUAUGCAAGUAAUAAUGCUGUGUGAAUUUGUAAACUGAAAAUUUUAAUUUUCAGCCUCCUAGUCAUAAUGUUUUGGAUAAUGUGUCUAUAUUGUAUGAGAGUACUUUUCUGACAGUGAUUUAAUAUUACAAGUGCAACAUUUCUUUUGUGAUACUAGGUUUAAUAUAAUUGCAGGGAGCUACAAUUUUUUUGCCACCUUGCAAUCUACAUGGCAUAGCAUAUUUAUAAAUGUUUGGAUGGUAUCCAGCCAUACUGUAAAUAAUUUCAUCUUGUUCAUCUCAAAGAAAAUAUAUAUUUUUGUAAUUAAAAAUGUUAAUUGAA